AUGGAGGACCACCACCGCCAUGAGUCGCCCUCCGGCCGAUCGGACGCCCUUGACGAUUCGGUUCUAGGAACCGGCUUGACGACGCGUCACCUUGAGGCUUUUGGGCGAAAGGUCACUUCUACGGCGAACCACUUGAUCGGGCCUGGGUCGGAUUCCAACCUCGGCGGCCACUAUCAAAAUGCUCUAACCGACAUCCACCGAGAAUUGCGGCGCCCGACGGUUCAGCGACGCAUCUUUGCCCUCGCCCAGACGACGCCUACCGAUCUCGUCCGUUCGAAGCUGUCGACGUCCGAAAUACAAUCCCGUGCGGUCUCCUCUCUUCCCGACGAACUCCUUGCAAACAUCCCCGAAGACACCAGUACCUAUUCUCUGUUUCAGGGCUUCCAGGCUUCCCUUCCCGAAUCCGACAAUGACCACCGGAAAUCCCAUCGCAGACGAGGCUCAAAGGGCCAGAAGCUUCUCACCGAUGAGGACAAGGAUAGGGCUCUGCCGUCUUCAAUUAGCGCCCUGAAAGAGGAGCGGGAGCGGCUAAACCAUCGCUUAGAGAUGAUGGGCAUUCGGAAGAAUAUGUGCAGCGCAGAGAUCCGUGAGAUCGACAACAAGAUCGCGAAUCUGAACAACAUGCGCAAGAUCGUUUUGGACCGGCUGGCCGGCCUGGAAAUGGACGAGGCGGAACUGGAACACCAAUUGGUUGAGCUCGAUAACAAGCUGGAGGAUAUGGAAGAGGAGGAGGAAGCGGCAGCUGCGGCUCAGGCAACUCCCAAGUCGGGUACCACAAACGACCAGUCUGAAGAUGCAGCACUGGAUGCAUCCUUCAUGUCUGAAUCAAUCUAUCAGAAGCUCUCGCCAAGGAGUCGAAAACACAAAUCGAUACGGAAACGAUCCAUGCCGAUUUUACAUGAACAUUUCGAGCCCGGAACGGCGAUCAAGGAAAUACAGGCUCAUAAUGACAUUGUCACCGCCCUCGAUUUCGACAUGCCCUUUGGAACCAUGGUCAGUGCUGCAUUGGACGAUACCGUCCGUGUGUGGGAUCUCAAUGCAGGACGGUGUUUAGGGUUCCUGGAAGGCCACCACGCGUCCGUGAGAUGUCUACAAGUCGAAGACAAUAUUGUCGCCACGGGGUCGAUGGAUGCAACGAUCCGUCUCUGGGAUCUGAGUCGUGCUCAAUACGCGCCUCGAGACAACCGAAUUAACAAGGGUGGCGACGAGGAAGACGAUGAUGGACUUCGUUACUCGAACCCGGAGGAUGCUCCGCCACAACCGCCUUCCUCCAGCAUGGAGGAUUGUCAGGUCUUCUCCCUCGAGGCUCAUGUAGAUGAAGUGACGGCGCUCCACUUCCGGGGCAACACACUUAUCUCAGGGUCCGCCGACAAGACGUUGCGACAGUGGGAUCUAGUCAAAGGACGUUGCGUUCAGACGCUGGAUGUCCUCUGGGCGGCUGCACAGGCGUCAGCAUCGCUCGCAGCCGGCACCAACGCCCAAUGGCGUCCAACAGGGCGACUCCCGGACGCGUCGGCCGACUUUGUCGGUGCUCUUCAAUCUUUUGAUGCCGCAUUGGCGUGCGGAACAGCCGACGGCAUCAUUCGUCUCUGGGAUCUCCGAAGCGGCCAGGUCCAUCGCAGCCUCGUGGGCCAUACUGGCCCGAUCACGUGCUUGCAGUUCGACGACGUGCAUCUCGUCACUGGCAGCCUUGACCGCAGCAUCCGGAUAUGGGACCUCCGUACUGGAUCCAUCUACGAUGCUUUUGCCUACGACAAGCCCAUCACGAGCAUGAUGUUUGACUCGCGGCGAAUCGCAUGCGCAGCCGGGGAGAAUGUGGUGAAGAUCUACGACAAGACGGACGGGCAUCACUGGGAUUGCGGUGCCGGCGUCUCUGCUGAAGCCGAGGGCACCAACCCGGCGACCGUCGAACGGGUGCGGAUCAAGGACGGGUAUCUCAUCGAAGGUCGCAAGGACGUAUUGUAUCUCUUCCCAAAGUUCAAUAUGUGGAAUUGUAUAUGGUGA
Molecule: messenger RNA, 2004 nt
Organism: Rasamsonia emersonii CBS 393.64
Lineage: Eukaryota; Fungi; Ascomycota; Eurotiomycetes; Eurotiales; Trichocomaceae
Product: Mitochondrial division protein 1
Exons: 6
Coding region: 1-2004 (667 amino acids)
Biological process (GO): negative regulation of transcription by RNA polymerase II
Cellular component (GO): transcription repressor complex; nucleus
Molecular function (GO): protein binding
Source: RefSeq, a predicted model, not a curated record